Messenger RNA from Aphanomyces astaci, 2292 nucleotides. RefSeq lists its product as hypothetical. The transcript is spliced from 6 exons. NCBI's taxonomy places the organism in Eukaryota, Oomycota, Saprolegniomycetes, Saprolegniales, Verrucalvaceae. The record is from RefSeq and is a predicted model, not a curated record. Bases 50 to 1978 code for a protein of 642 amino acids.
CGACGACGAAAAAAUAUAUACAUCCACCGCCUGCCGCUGUUAAGUACAAAUGUCAGCACCAUCCGACGUUGUACCGGACGACGCACCUGGCACGUCGUUGGCCUCUCUCCGCGCUGUGAUCGACGCCAAGCUGCGCGAUGAGGGUAUUUACUCCCAGCUGCGGUCACUCCUUCACGAGCAUGCCACGGCCAACCUCGUCCACCACGACGGUGGCACCCCCGAUCUCACUACUCCAGAUCACGACGACAACGACCGACUUCUCCACACAUUGUUGGAGUCGGAUGUCGUGCAGCAAUUGAUCGCGUCGAUUCAGCCGCCUCCUCUGUCGUCACCGCCAUCUGUGACAAAGCAGUUUACAGCGCAGGAAGCCACUGCCGUCCCGUCGUGGAGCCAUCAAGGCAGCGCCCGAUCCCAGCCCGUGGUCGUGCAUGUACGUGUGCUUGGGGGGCGCGCGUUUGUCGACAACCUCGUCGACAUUGCGCCCCCGGCUUGUUCUACUCCAUCAGAAUCGGCCAAGUUGAUGCACCGAACGUGCCUCCGGUUCGACGUGGCAUUUCAAAACCAACGGUUUCAGUCGCAGCUUGUUGAUUGUGUGGUCGAUCCGCCCUUUGACGAAACCAUGGCAUUCUCGCUCCAGCCGCCCCCCUCCAUUGGCCAUUCAGUAGCCAUGUCCAAAUGGGAAUCGCUUUGCGCCAUCCAAGAAAGUAUCCACUGGACCAUUACCAAGCAUGUGCAAACAUCCCCCCCUGCAUCUUCGACCGCUCUGUGGACGGAUGUGUCUGUGGAACUUGUAGCUGCGGCGGCCUUGGACUGGCGGCAGUGGCUAACCUCGCCCCAUCCAGUUGUACAUAUUCCCCUUACGCUACAAGGCCCGAUGAAAGUGCCCGUAGGCGUGUUGAAUCUCCGCGUCGACAUCCCCGCCGUGCACAAGACCACCGCCACCACGCACGACGCCAAGCUAUAUUUGCAAAAAGAAACCAUUUCUACCCACGGCACCCAGUCGCAUUUGUACCAGUAUUGCAAGCACUGGUGGGCCGACUACUUGCGCGACCACCGAAACGCGACCAGCACCACCUCAAUUGUCCCGUCGUCGUCGUCGUCGUCGUCGUCGUCGUUGGCCACUGACAAACUAUCCUUUAGCCAUUGGAUCCGACUCUUUGUUGAAGACGACACGCAGCGAUAUAAACUCGUGUGCACGUAUGUGACGCCGUUGCGAUCGCUUCACUUAAGUACCCCCAGCGAAGCCGCUCGGUUCGUGUCACUGCUUCCGUUUGUGAGGGCGUCGCAUGUGGGCUCGGGGCGCGAUGCCACAUGGCAGUCCCUGGCGGCAUUUCUCGCCCUCGGCCAUGGAGACUGCGAAGAACAUGCCAUUUUGCUCGCGUCGCUGUUGCUGGGGUUUGGACUGGAGGCGUAUGUGUGCAUGGGUACAAUCCGCCGUUCUACAGCAAUUACCAGCAGCAGUCAUGAUUCGGUUCGACAUGUUUGGGUGGCGACCAUGUUAACCUCGGGGGUUGUGUUGUGGGAGGCCGUAACAGGCGAAUGCGUGGCGGCGUCGGCUGCUAUGUACGACCGCGUGGACUGCGUGUUCAACCACCAGUCGUUUUAUGCCAACUGCCAAGACAGGAUCGAGUUUGCGCUUGUGGAUUGGACGGUUGAGAAUCCCCAGCUGUGGAAGGCGUUGGAUCCGGCGUUGAUUGCACAAGUGGGGCCGCGCCAGCCAUCCGUUGCGCUUCGUCCGCCGGUAACGAUGACCGACGACGCGGCGACCGAUCGGGCGCUGCGCCACUGGCUGCAGGCCACGCGAGCCGCCCACGGACUGCACACGACGAGGUGGCACCCUGACUUGAGCCAUUACAUACGCAUGGCCCUCACGUCGUACGAAGUGGAACGGGUGUUUGGAUCGGCCAACGUGGACAACGUGUACUUUCAGGUACCUCGUACAGUGUGUGGUGGUGGUGCCUACAGUGGAAUGGGUUGACAAUAACGUGAAUCGUAGAAUAGCGUGCAAGGGGCCGUGCCGCAAGGCCACACGUUCAAAGGCUUCCCCGUGAGCGGCACCAGUCUCGACGACGUCCAACGAAAGCUAGUGGCGGAUGUCGUCGGGCGAGAGGUCGUGCUCUUCCCCAAGGCGACGCAUGCCCAGUUUGGCGUGGCCGUCAAGAGCGUGCCCUAUCCCGAAGGCAUUUGCGUGAUCUGGGCCAUGGUGGCUGUCGUGUACAAGACGUCGUAGCAGCCGCGUUGACAGUAGCAUCGAGGCGCGUAAUCAUUCAAAUCGGAUUGGCUGAAAUACAA